CUCCUAUUGAAAUUCCUGCAUGAACAAAUAAAUAAUCUUUCCUAAAAUCACAUGUUUGUGGAGAAUUUCACCUUAUUUUGAAAUAUGCUAAUUAACUACCCUUCUUAUUAUCCCGUGCUUAUAGCUAGAAGCCUAGAACAGAGUUUAAUGUUCAAGAUACUUGACAAUACAAAGUUUAUUAGGGACUAACACAGACCUGUUUAUGGAAUAAACUUGCAUCUUAUUUCAGACAAUAAAUAAAGGAAAAAAGCAAUUGAAAGGAUAAUCAUUAGACUAAGACACAAAUUUUGGAGGUGAGUCGUGUGAACGUCUUAACAGAUAAACAUACAUCUAUAUCCAGUUUUAGGGAACCAACUAAAAGAAAAUAAAAAACUAGAAGAGAAUCAUUUCCAUGCUCUCUUAAUGAAGUGUUUUUGCCCUAUUUGAGAGGUUUUUCGGGGAAGUGGGGAGGUGUAGCCUUCCAUGAAGCCCAUUGUAGGGUCCUACAAACAUGCUGCUAUCCGCCACCGAAGCGCUCAAGGGAUUCGUGCACACUGGGAGGGAGCAGGCGAGCUAUCAUUAAUUAGUGAUAACAUGCAGCAUGUGAGCUUUCCCAGGAUGAUUUGGACUGAAAGAAAAUAUGAUUUAGCCAACAAUCAUAAAAACUACUGCUACUAUUUAGAUUUCAUUGGUAGAACUGCUUCUCUAAUCUCUACCAAUGGAAUGGACUAUCCUUCUUUGAAAGAUAGCUUCAAGCACUUUUCCUAAAACUGUAGAUCUACCGAAAGUAUAAAUAAGUUCUGUAACUUGGACUAACAGCUUCCUCUCUUAGCAUUUAUAGAUGUCUUAUGGUUCUUAAUUAUCAAAUGAGGUGACGAGAUAAAUUGGGCUGAUGAGACACCAGCACAAAAAUGAUGAUUCUGUUCUCUCUUUCAAAAUGAUAUAGGAAGGAUAUUGUUUAAGUACUUACAUAACAAAGUGCUGAGAAGCCUAUGCCACGUAAUGCAGUUUCUACCAGUUGUAUUUACUAUUUGGUUUGUGAACUAUCUCCGGAUGUGGAAGUUCAAUUAUCCAUUAUUGAUAGACAAUUUGCAUUAAGAUCUUUAGUAAAUGUUAUUGAAGUAAUCCUUCAUUCUUGAAUUGUGGGUGUUAUGAUAUGCUACUAAAAGUUAAGAAGUUGUCUGUAUCCAAUAUGCUACAACAGUUAAGACAUUGUGUGGCAGGACACAGUAAUAGUAUAUACUAAAACUGUAAUAUGUGUAAUUCUUGUGCUUAUAUUUCUGCUUAUGUUCAUUAUGUGUACACUCUUUUCGUAUUGCUAUGACUUUGAAAAAGAUCAUCUUACAGCUUUUUCUAAAAUCAAUAUUCAUUUUCUCCUAACAGCUCAUAAGACAAUCAUAGGACACUAGACAUUCUUAAUUCAUUAUGAAAAAAUUCUUAAAUUGUCUUGAAAACCUCAAAAAGUAGAAGCACUUUCUGUAUACAUGUCGAGUAGUACUUUGUAUCUUUUUAGUGUGUCUGCUGAAAGCUUCAGAAUAAAGAGUCAUUUUUUUGAUUAAGUAAAUGUUUCAUUGAAGGCAUCAAGAAGAUGCAAAUUAGUUAGAAAAGUAGAAGCAAAAAUAGUUGGUCUGCUGGCUUUACUACAAUUAUGCUUCAGAAUAAAGAGACAUUGAUCGAAGUAAAGUGAUUUUGAUCGUGCAACUGGCCUUUGGAAAUGUCAAUCUGUGUCAUUCUCAAGUAGCUAUAGAGGAAUGGCUGCAUCAGCAAAGACACCAGCUCUUGACAAGCCUAACCCAGCUGAAGAUUGGACAGUUGUAUUGCCUCGUCGUGGAAAACAGAAAAGAAGUUUUCAUAAAGUUAUCAUCCACGAACGCCAAAAACAAGAACAAUUGUGGACUCCAGCAGAUAUUGAGACCAAUCCAGUAAGAGAAUCUAAAUUGAUGCAGAAGAUACAAACCUGCAUUCAGAAACUUGAGAGCUCUUCCUUCUGGUUGACAUUUUUGGAUCAGUUACAAACCCCUGAAAUAUUUGAUUGGUUUCUAAAAGCUAUGGGCUCAGAAGGAAAGAUGCAGAUGGUAAUAUAUGGAAUUGGUAGCAUAGAAUCGUAUGAGCCUCCUAGAUUACAGCUUAGUCUUGCAAUCUUAAUGACAAGAAGGUUUAGUUGGAUUGGGGAGGUAGAGGUAUUUGAUCCAGUGAUCUCUCUGGCAGAAUCUAGGGUGCUGACAACUCUUGGCUGUUCUGUCCUAACAGUCAAUGAACAGGGUCGACGGCAAGCUUUAAGACCUACGAUGUUCUUCAUGCCACAUUGUGAAGCUGAACUGUAUGACAAUCUUUUAGAGGCAAAUUGGAGGCCUGAUCUGUUGAAUAAUAUUGCACUGUUUGGAAACAGUUUUGAGGCAUAUGAGCAACACUUGUCAGUGUGCAAAAACCUUAGUCUUGCUGAUUCUAGGAAGCAUAUCGUAGCAAUCAGGCAGUUCGUAAAAGAGCUUGCCGUUGAUUCUUUUUCAGAUGAUCUAUUUCGAGCCUUCCAUGGUUCAAGUUGGCAUUUUUUCAACGUUGAUCCUCAUUCAGAUUUAUGUGAUGCUAAACCAUGAACUCUUGUUUUCUGGAUCAUACUCUUCAUUGGAACUUGAAUAUCAAAUUUUUAUUAUGAUUGAGGAAAAUUCACCUAUUUAACCUUUUGUUUCCUCGAAUUAAAGCCUGUUGUCGAGCUCUCAGCCUUUCUAUUGGUGACACCCAGAGUGGGCUGAGAUGCUGCAUCACUGAUGCAUGACUGUUUCUUUAUGUGCACGCCUUUUUGAACAUGACUCUUUUAUCCUAUAUGACCCUUGAUGUUUCCAAAUGAGAUGUAUUCAUGAUUUUAUAAAAAGUCGGGAAUAAAACAUCCUAGCUGCUUUACAA
Solanum dulcamara is the source of this 2880-nucleotide messenger RNA. Its product is annotated as protein SENSITIVITY TO RED LIGHT REDUCED 1. The record is from RefSeq and is a predicted model, not a curated record. The coding region runs from base 1731 to 2573 and encodes 280 amino acids. NCBI's taxonomy places the organism in Eukaryota, Viridiplantae, Streptophyta, Magnoliopsida, Solanales, Solanaceae. Gene Ontology annotation, cellular component: nucleus; cytoplasm. The transcript is spliced from 2 exons. Gene Ontology annotation, biological process: microtubule-based process.